GGAAACAGGCCAGGCCUCCCAUCACCGUCUCUUUGUGCCAGCACAUCAGUCCAUUUCUCACCGUCAUAUCCUUUCUCGCCUCAAGACUCCAGCGCAGUGACAGCUGUAGCUGAAGUCUGGCGUCAAGCAUUCCUUACCAUGCCCGAUCCGCCGAGCUCGACGGCACCAGCCAUUGUGCAGGCCAGCAGCGCAAUCCCCGUCGGCCUCAACGAAGCUGCGCUCGACUCCCCGACGUUCCGUGUCACCGCCGCCAACUUCGCCGAGCAAGUCGACGCCAUAGAACGGUGGCUUAACGGUUAUGUCACGUCUACCUCGCGGCUCCUCCACGACUUCCUCACCCUCGAAGAGACGAUAAAUACAUACCUCGCCAAGACGGUGCCUACGGCUGCUGAUGGCGUGGUCGACAAUGACUACACCUUCCUGGCUCUCAAGAGAGUGGGCGAUGGCUGGCGCGACUAUUGGGUGCACAUGUUGAACACCAUGAAGAAGAUGGAUGGCACCAUUGUCGAACCGAUCCGAAACUUCAUCACUGGCGAUCUCCGACACUUCAAGGAAUGCAGGAAAGCGUUGGACAACUCUCAAAGGAUCUUCGACUCGACCCUGGCUCGCUAUGUCAGUCAGUCCAAAACAAAGGAACCGUCUGCUCUCCGCGAGGACGCCUUUGCCGUGUACGAGACCCGAAAAGUAUAUCUCAAGGCGUCAAUGGACUACUGUCAGCUUGCGCCUCAGCUGCGCUUCACGAUGGACAAGCUCAUUGUCAAGAUCUGUACCGAGAGAUGGAAAGAAAUGAAGCGAUCUCGUGAGGCAGUGAGCAGUGCGCAUAAGUGGAAUCAUGAAAUGGACCGUAUCCACGGAUGGUCCAAGGAGAUGGAGGCCUCGGAAGGUGUCUUCAGACGGGAGUUACAGGUCGCCCGAAGGGAUCUUGGAGAGACUGCGCUUGCAGGCUUCAAGCCCUCUCGUGAACUCGAGGACUACAGCACCUCAACCGUCCCCUUUCUUGGUUCUCGUGGCCCUGUCAACAUACGGCUUAAGGACGGCGCGACCGUAGUCUCUGAGAAGCAGGGCUGGUUAUUUCUUCGCACAAUCUCUGGAAAGCCAGCAAGACAUGCUUGGGUCAGGAGAUGGUAUUACUGCAGGGAUGGAAUCUUCGGCUGGUUAAUCCCAGGCCCGCUGGGAGUCCUCCAAGGUGAUGAGAUUGGCGUUCUGCUUUGUAACGCAAAGCCGGCCGUGGGCGAGGAGAGGCGCUUUUGCUUCGAGGUCAAGACAAAGAGCCAAACGAUACUACUCCAAGCAGAGACUCAAGGUGAGCUUACGGAGUGGCUGGAGGUAUUUGAAGUCACCAAGAAACGCGCCUUUGAGACCACGAUAAACCGUGGUAACACCAGCGUUCCGGGUGCCGUGGACCCUGCUUUCUCUAUCUCACCUCCAAGCAUCCCCGAAUUCUCCGCAAAGACGCUUGAUGCUCAGGCGAGCAUAGCCGAUGAGUCUGGGCUCGCCCAUGAACGAUCGAGUACCCUACCUAUCCCUGGUCCUGAUGGUGGGCUCAGUGCGAGGCAGAGUUUCGACAUUAACGGUAGCUUGACUCGCCGCUCCAUCACUGCUCUAGGACGGGACCUUGCUCGAGAAGAAGGCGAGAGCGGUCGAGAGCAUGCGGCUAGGAUCAUCCAGAGGCUUGAUCUUCACCGUAAGGCUACGUUCGGCAGUAUCAACGUCGAGGCCGCUCACGGAAGUGGUGUAGUAUCAGCUGGGGCCGCUGGUCUCAUAUCAUCCAGUAAUAGUCUGGUCCCUGGAUAUCCCAACACCUUUGCAGCCAUGCCUGGUUCGCCUCGACAAACACCAAACAUGCUACCGGCAGUGAAUACACAUAUCGGAGCUCUUGCUCCCCUAACACUCGCAAAACCCCCCUCCAUGACUGGAUUGAGCCGCAUCGCGGUGUUGACUGCAGGAGAGCGGGGUCCCGUGGGCAACAACAGAAAGCUGCCGGCCUCGGUUGUGGCGAAUUAUUGGGGAAGUAAUGUCUGGGGUGCCGUCAAUGCACCUCCACAGCCGGUAUUGCCUAGGCUGGACGACGAUGACCCUAUCGGCGUGGUUGUGCCUGGGACAUCGCAGGCAUCUCUUGGCAAAGGACCGCAACAGUCACACACUGGCGGCGAGGUUUUCCCUCGCAAUUAUCCUUCUGAGCUGAGAGCGCAACAUGCACAGUUCCGACUGAUAUUCCCCGAUGCUCCCCUGGAGGAGAAACUCGUCCUAGUCUUCUGUGCGGCUUGGACCAGUUCACCCGCGCAUGGUCCCGGGAAGCCGGAUAUGGCUGGGGAUGGCCGAAUCUAUGUCACACCCGAUAACAUGUACUUCUACGGCCAGCAAAUAGGACUUGUCACGGCAUACAGCAUCAGCCUUGACAUCAUUACUGAGGUCACGGCAGCACCUGGGAAGGACUGUGAUUUCAUCUUCCUACAUCUGGGCGAUGAUUCUAAUGAGACGGGAUACACCAGGAUCACCAUCAAGAUAUUCCUGGAAGAACUCGGCCUGCUCCAUACCCGUCUAAAUCUUUUGGUUGACGACCUCCAGGCCGAAGAGCCCAUGGAGGUUGAGGCGAUCAUCUCGGCAUUGAUUAAUUUGGAAAAGGAAGAGUUAGAUCGGCCAAGCCCUAGUGUGGAAAGCUGGGAAGAGGUUUCAGCAAAUACCCCCAUUGACGAUGGAACAUCGUCUGGAAGACCAGCUGGCCGAGUAGUCAACGACUUCAGCCCGCGUAUUCGCCCCUCGAAAUCACGAGCAAGACCCGACCACAAGCUCCAUCUGCCAACCAAGGCCGUCGUGUACGAACCCGAGGGAAUGACAGAGCUGGCAGCUGAACGAACCUUUGAGCUCAGUGCCAAGGCCUGCUUCCAUGUUCUAUUUGGAGACAAGAGCUUCGUCUUUCCCAAGCUGUACUUUGAGAGACGAGCACAGCAGAUUGCGCAGGGACCAUGGGCCCUGGUUGAUCAGGGGCGGAUGCGGCGCGACUUCGAGUUCCAGGUUGAUUACAAGGACGUUCUUGGACGAUCCAAGACGGCCAAUGUCAAUGACUACCAAGUGAUUGAGGUCUUCAGUGACCACGUCACAUACGUGGUCACCCAUGUCAAGACAGCGUGGCAUCUGCCCCAUUCGUCAUGGUUCAAGGUCAUCACGAAGAUAGUCAUCACGCAUGUGGCCAAGUCAAAGUGUAAGCUAGCAGUCUACACCAAGAUUGACUGGUCUAAGCUUCCGACCCUAUCGAAGAACUUGGUGGAACGCCAAGCGCUCCAUGACGCUGUAAGCGAUGCCGAGGAUUUGGCAGAGGUUGCUACGGACCAAGUCCGUAAGCUGGGCGCGCGUAGUCGAACGAACAGAGCCAUCCAGGUAUAUGGCCAAAUUGGACAACAGACGGAGGUGGUGGUUUUCUCCCCAGCUACAAAAGAGUCCACCAAGAAGCAAGUUAUCAAGCCGAGAACUUUGACGGCCAUGAUCUUUGAAACUCUCCGGUCCUUCGGGGAGAGCGCAGUGUCGUCGAUCAUCAUGUGGGUUAUCGCAGGACUGCAGAAGGUUUUCGGCGUUAUAACAGCGCACGGGUUCCUUCUAGGUCUUCUCGCAUUCAGCACUUUGACCAACGUGCUGAUAACGUCGAGCGAAAUGUCAACGUGGUGGGGCGAGCGAAGGGCCGUGGGAUUUAUGCAGAAUAUGGGAAUCCGGCCAAACACGAUGAUGAGCAAGGCCGUCUACAUUGCCGACUUGAGCGAAGCGUCUAGGGCUGCCGGCCAGGAGCUCUCGUUCCCACAGAACAGCACGUGUUUUGAUACCUUCAAGGAACUCCUAGAUGCUACGGACAUGGACUCGCCUUGGGAGGAUGCCGGUUCGGCGCUAUCAGCGCCCUCGAGCCAGGCUACGGCUCGUCGACUGCGACGGACAAGACAGCGGCUCGGGUCUUAUCGACAUGACCUGCUUGUAGCCAUGAGGGUGGUCAACAGCGUUGAGCGGGAAAUGCUCCAGUCUGAAUGGGAGAACUGGCUGAUCGAUGAGAAGUCGCUUUGUGACGACCUGGACGUGGUGCUGCGCAGCCAGUCGGAGAACAAGAAGGCGGGCAACAAGAAAAAGCGAAGCGGAAGUCCACAGAAGGUCAUGGAGGCGAUGUCAUCGGAGCGAAGGCGAGAGUUGGAGGAGUGGCGCGACAGUCACUGUGGAAGCUGCAUGAUUGAUCAUCAAGCGGUGAUGAGGCAGCGGAAACUGACGAUGGCAUAAAUGGCGGUGUAUGGUUGCAUUGAAAGCAUCUGGCCAGCGCUGUAGGAGACGGCGUUGUUGAGUUGGGCGGAGCAGUCAUUUAUUUUGAGGGACGGAAGCGAAGCGCUCUCAUGACGGCCCGAUGGUGUGUGUAGAAGGCCUUUAUUUGUUUCAUUGGGUAGAUAGUAGGGUGUGAUGGGAUUAGGGCUUUUAUGUAGAAGUAAAAAGAAAAAAACCUUGAGAUUGAUUGCAUGCCAGGGAGCGAAUUGAUGUAAC
Molecule: messenger RNA, 4509 nt
Organism: Ilyonectria robusta
Lineage: Eukaryota; Fungi; Ascomycota; Sordariomycetes; Hypocreales; Nectriaceae
Product: putative transcription factor SipA3
Exons: 1
Coding region: 139-4254 (1371 amino acids)
Cellular component (GO): plasma membrane; endoplasmic reticulum; cytoplasm
Molecular function (GO): protein binding
Source: RefSeq, a predicted model, not a curated record